CAACAUCAGUUAACAUUAAUCGAUUAAAGUCAGUGAGGUUUUUAUAGUUCACAUCGUUACUUAUAGACGUAUAUUGAAAUUUUGUGUGAUUGUCAAAUAUAGUUGAAAUGGCUUCUGCAGGUAAAAAGGGAAAGAAAAAGGGUACUGUUAUAUCCUUGCAAUCCUUUUUGGCUAAUGGUGAUGUACCUGUAGGUACCACGCAAGUAUCAAAAAAGGUCAGAAAUCUUGAAGGAGAAGAAAGUGACGACGGAAUAAAUGGGCUUCCAUUAGUGCUCCAGCUACCAACUGCUCCCAGAGCUAACCGUGUUUUUGAUGAUAAUUCGAUUCCUCACAACCCUCCUUAUAUUGCCUAUUUAACUAACCUCCCAUUUGAUGCCAAGGAAGAAGAUUUACAUGAAUUCUUCGGAUUAACUCCAAUAACAUCUUUGCGCUUGCCACGAGAAGAAGGUGAAACAGGUCGAGUAAGAGGAUUUGGUUAUGUUGAAUUUGAGAAUCGCGAUGAUUUAAUCAACACCCUUAGUAUGCCGGACCCAUGUAUUAAAGGUAGAAGGAUUAGAAUUGAACUAUCUAAUGAAAGCGAACAGCAAGGUUUUAGACAGAGAGGAAAUCGUCGUGGAUUCGACGGUUUUAAUAAUAGUGUAGACAAUAGGGAGUCAACGAAUUGGCGCCGCGAAAAUAGUAUAAAUGAUUCAUACGGUAGUUACGAUCGAAACCUAAGUCGGGAAAGAAUUGAUGAUUCUAAAACUAUGGGCUCUUGGAGGUCUGGAAAUCGUAUAAAUACAAAUCACUAUUUUGAGUCGAAAUUAAAAAACGACACAGAGAGAAGCUCACUAAACAAUUUUAAACGAAAUGAUACAGAACUAGAAAGGCCAAAAUUAAAUUUAAAGCCCCGCACCUUACCUCUUCCCAUUGUCAGUAAAGAAACGGACACAGAUAUUGAAAAACAUGAGGAAAAUAAUAAAGAAUCUGAAGCAGUUGGUGUUAAAUCUCAAAAAGUAUUCGGUUCUGCAAAGCCGGUUGAUACUGCUACCCGCGAAUUAGAGAUUGAGGAGCGAAUGUCAGAGGCUCGUCGGCAACACCGAUUAAAGCAAGAGGUUGAUCAAAAUCACAUAAAUGAGAAGAUUGGCGAUAUUCAUUUGGAGAAAGCAUAUAAAGAUAAUACGAACUAUACUACGAGCUGGCGCAGAAAAGAUGGACAGUUGCAAAAUAACCUUAAUAAAAGCCUGGAACAUAUAGAUAAAUUUAAUACAAAGAAGAUAGAUAACCAUGGAGAUGAUAAUAACUUAAUCAGGCAUGGUGAUUAUAUUGAACGUCUGGAUAAAAGCAACAACAUUCAACGAGAUGCAAAACAAAGAGAUGAAAGUAAAAUUAAAAAAAUUACAAAACAUGAGCGUACAAAACACCAGGAAAAUGUUAAUGAUCCAGGUUUUGGAACAUCAAACAAAUAUUCUGGCCUCGAUGACGAAGCAUCGGACUAAACGAGUUUAGCCCUAUUAUACCUUAAAUGAAUGAAAAAAUUAUGAACUUUUUAUAAUUUAAAGUAAUAAAAUGCAUUUAUGGAUGUAAUGCCACCCAUCAUAAUUGCAGAUUAGUUCUAACUCACAUUUUUAGGUCAAAAAUUUUGGUAAUGUAUUCAAAACAUAUGUAUUUACCUUAAUAUGGUACUAUUGUGUGUUACCCGGCAGUGUUAACUAAACAUACAAUUUCUUGUGCUCUUUCUGAAUAAGAUCCAGGAUAUUCAGAAAGAGCUUUGUUUUUACUUUUAAAUGCGAUUAACAUUUUUAGUAAAUCCGAAUAAAAAUUUAAAUAAAACAC
Molecule: messenger RNA, 1815 nt
Organism: Ceratitis capitata (Mediterranean fruit fly)
Lineage: Eukaryota; Metazoa; Arthropoda; Insecta; Diptera; Tephritidae
Gene: eIF4B
Product: eukaryotic translation initiation factor 4B
Exons: 5
Coding region: 108-1478 (456 amino acids)
Molecular function (GO): RNA binding
Source: RefSeq, a predicted model, not a curated record